CCCAGUGGCGGAGCGGGCGGCAUGGCGGAGGGAUCGGGUUGUGCUGGACCCUCUAUCCGCUAUUUCUGCACGGCCGGCCGGGGCCUGGAACCCUUCCUGCUUCGGGAGGUGCGGGCCCGGCUGGGGGCCACGCAGGUGGAGUAUGUUUCAGGAAAAGUUUUUUUUACCACCAAUUCUGAGUUGAGUAAAUUGAAGAAGCUGAAGUCUGGAGAACGAUUAUUUUUGCUGCUGAAAAAACAUGCACCAAUUUCUCCCUCUAGAAAUAAAGGAAAAGUAUUUAAUGAAAUUCAAAAACUUGUAAUUGAGGACCCCAGAUGUUGGCUGGAUAUUAUUUCCAUUUGGAAACAUCUUCAUGGAAAUAAGGUUGAACAAGGAAACCUCUCUAAAGAAAAUCCAGAAUCCCUGAAAAGAAAAUCAGAAGACGAGAUAAGUAUCAUAAGAAAAAAACAGAAGAGAGAACAAAUAUUAGAGACAGUUUCUGAUGAAUGCCAUGUGGAAGAGCAAAAGAAAAGUAUGGCACUAGAAACAAACAACGACAUGGACUUUUUGACCAAAAGAGAAACUUUUCUAGAAGAGACAUCUGAAAGUAGAAUAGAGAAAUCAGUUGAUAUCAAUAACCACAGCUUCAGUUUCAGAGUUUCUUGUCGCUGUAGUGGAGCAAUUGCAAAAGUAUUUACUUCACAGGAGGUGGGAAGAGUACUUGGAAUAACUCUUAUAAAACAGCUUGGGUGGAAAGCAGAUUUGAGAAACCCUGAUCUAGAGGUAAUGAAAUAGUUUGUUUGUUUACUGAAUUAUUCGCUAGUUUUAAAAUGACACUGUCAACUGCUGAUUUGAUAGGACUUUUUUCACUGUUUUAGCGUGUGUGUGUGUGUGAUAGUGCCUAUAGGCCCCACUCUGAACUAGGGCUGGGAGUAGAGCAAUACUGGACUAGGGAGGCCUCACCCCUAGGUAUGUUCCCAGUGGAGGAACAGUUUAAAAGGACUCUGGUAGCCCAGAAGGGGCUGAGGAGAAUAAGCAGCACAUGGCUUUAGGAAGCAAGGCUGAUGCUGAGCUGUGCAAGAAGACAACAGCUUGGUGUGAGUUGCCCUAGCAGCAGGGACCGAAUCCCACCCACCUCUUUGGGAUUUGGAAGCCCUAAAAGAGUGACUGAACAGGACACUAACAGACCAAGGAGAGUCUGCUAAGCCUGCAACUGUGCACCAAACUGAGGCUCUGGACUGGUAGGAAGUGACCAAGUGGAAAACAUAAUUUGGGGUGUCU
Messenger RNA from Gopherus evgoodei (Goodes thornscrub tortoise), 1260 nucleotides. RefSeq names its product THUMP domain containing 2 (gene THUMPD2). Gene Ontology annotation, molecular function: tRNA (guanine) methyltransferase activity; RNA binding. The record is from RefSeq and is a predicted model, not a curated record. The transcript has 4 exons. NCBI's taxonomy places the organism in Eukaryota, Metazoa, Chordata, Testudines, Testudinidae. Gene Ontology annotation, biological process: tRNA methylation. Bases 22 to 774 code for a protein of 250 amino acids.